AUGCCUGGUGAGACAAUUACCUUUCAAGCAGGUCAAUGUGGUAAUCAAGUAGGUCUUCAAUAUUGGAAUCAAUUAGCUACAGAACAUGGAAUAUCGCCAGACGGAACUAUAUUAUCCAAUCCGCAUGAAGAAUUAGGGUUUGAAAGUGAAGGGAACCAGUCCCAUAAAACGGAUAGACAAGAUAGACCUGACCUAUUUUUUACAUUAUCAAGUUCCAAUAAAUACACUCCAAGAUCAAUACUUAUAGAUUUAGAACCAUCUGUUAUAAAUAAAUGUACUAAUGAGAUGCCUAUGUUCAAUCCAAGGAAUAUUCAUCUCAGUGAACAAGGGAAUGGUGCUGCUAACAAUUGGCAAUAUGGAUAUUCAUAUGGUUUGCAGUAUCAAGAAGAAUUGAUAAAUUUGAUAGAUCGAGAAUGUGAUAAAUGUGAAAAUUUAUCUACGUUCCAAUUAAUGCAUAGUGUUGCUGGUGGUACUGGGUCCGGAGUGGGCUCAUUAUUGCUUGAGUUAUUAAAUGACAGAUAUGGAAGUAAAAAAUUGAUAAAUACUUUCCUGAUAUUUCCGUCGAAUGAUAAAACGUCGGAUGUGGUGGUGCAACCUUAUAAUACUUUGUUGACGUUGAAAAGAUUAAUUGAUUUCAGUGACGGGACAUUUGUUUUUGAUAAUGACGCACUUAACAGUAUUGAAAAUUCUUUAUUUGGUAUUUCGUCAUCAAUUUCGAAUGAUACAUUGAAUAAUAGGAGUAAUAGUGCAUUUGAAAGUGCCAAUAAAUUGAUUUCUUUUGUACUGGCUAGUAUUUCUAACCCAUUAAGAUUUCCCACAUAUAUGUAUAGUUCGAACGAAUCGAUCUUGUCAACCCUAGUUCCAUCUCCAGAUUUGAAAUUUUUGACUGCAUCAAUUGCACCAUUUGCAAAUUUAUCAAACUUUGACCAAAAAAUAUCCAAGUAUAAUUUUACUAACUUGAAUGAAUAUGACAUCAUCCUAGAAUUAUUGAAUGAUCGAUACAAAAUGAACAAAGUCAACGAGCCUAUAAAGUAUAUUUCCAUGCUAAAUUACUUGAUCGGUAAUAAUUUGAACCAAUCUGAAAUACGAAAGGGGACUAUCCGAGCCCAACAGAGAGUAGAAUUUGUGCCUUGGACCUCGUCUUCAAUACAUGUUGUUAAUUGCCAAAAGUCACCAUUUAUAAAUGGUGAUAAACCACAACAAAAGAAUAAGAAUUUGAAUGGAAUCCAAAUCUCCAAUAAUACGUCAAUAGCCCAUGUGUUUAGUAAAACGGUCAAACAGUUUGAUCUUUUGGCUAAAAGGGAAGCCUAUGUAAAUUACUACACAGAAUCAAAUGAUAAAGAAGAAAGAUUGCGUGUGCUAGACCUCUUUAAUGAAUGUAGAGAAAGUGUGGUCAAUGUUAUCGAUGAAUAUAAGGCUUGUCAAUCAAUGAGUUAUUUAGAAGAUGAAGUUUUAGAUAAUGAUGAACUUAUAUAA
Molecule: messenger RNA, 1476 nt
Organism: Debaryomyces hansenii CBS767
Lineage: Eukaryota; Fungi; Ascomycota; Pichiomycetes; Serinales; Debaryomycetaceae
Gene: TUB4
Product: gamma-tubulin
Exons: 2
Coding region: 1-1476 (491 amino acids)
Biological process (GO): mitotic sister chromatid segregation; cytoplasmic microtubule organization; meiotic spindle organization
Cellular component (GO): microtubule; nucleus; cytoplasm
Molecular function (GO): GTP binding; structural constituent of cytoskeleton
Source: RefSeq, a predicted model, not a curated record